Messenger RNA from Styela clava, 1056 nucleotides. The record is from RefSeq and is a predicted model, not a curated record. Lineage: Eukaryota; Metazoa; Chordata; Ascidiacea; Stolidobranchia; Styelidae.
CCCCAACCUAGUACACAACCUAAGUUCAGGUUAUGCGCCAUCUUGGUGCGCAUACUUCAUGAGGUCCAAAUAAUUUCAUAUAACACAGCAUAAUAAAUUAUAUUAUAAUUAUUAUUCAUGUCUGAUCGGAGCAGUAACGGUUAAUGAAUCAAGAUUGCAUUGUUCAGUGAUUAAAAGUCGUUAUAUCUCUGUUUUCUGGACAAUGUGUAUAAUAUAAAUAAAAGAUUUCCAGCUAUUAAAUAGAAAGGACAUAUACUGAAUAUUUGGUCCCGGAAGGGAUUAUUAAUAACUGCGUCGCCUGUGGGGAACUGCAAUCUCACUGACCAAUAAUAACUGGUUAACCAAUCCCGAAAGGCCGCAGUUUGAUGUGACUAAGCCGCCGUGUAAACUUCCCUUCUCCCCGGGAUAAGUAUAAAAAUGCCGUCUAAAAAAAGUCUGUAUUACCCAUCAUUAGAAACUAAGUGUAAUUAAUUCCUUGCACACAUAAUUUGGAAAUUAUUAGAUUUGGUAAUAUGGCGUUAAGUCAUAAAAUACGACCAGCAACUGAAAAAGAUGCAGAAAGCGUCACCACGAUGGUAAGGGAACUUGCUGAGUACGAGAAUAACCUGGGCAAGUGCCGGAUGACCCCUGAAAUUUUUACGAGAGACGGUUUUGGGGAAAAUGCAGCUUUUAAAUGUCUAAUUGCAGAAACCAAAAUUGCUUCGUCGAGUGCUAUUCAGGACGUUGGGUACGCAAUUUUUCAUUUUACAUAUUCUGUACAUGGAGGAAGAACAAUAUAUCUUGAAGAUUUAUAUGUGAAGGAACCUCAAAGGAAGCACGGUAUCGGGGCUGAUUUAAUGAAAGCAGUCGCAAAAAUCGGGAUAGAAAAAGGCUGUCUUCAAUUUAAAGCAGCUUGUUAUAAAUGGAACUGUAAUGCAUUGGAAUUUUACAAAUCAGCGGGUGCUAGAGAUAUCACAGAAGAAACUGGACUGCAUAUUAUGAGGUUCGGACAAAAUGAAAUGCAGAUAUUAGCUGAGGAAAAAUAAUAUGCAAAGGCUGUUUUGUUACACGACCUUG